GUUUUUGUGGUUCAUCUGCCAACAGAGCGCGUUGCACUGCAGCCUCCAGUGCUGUAGGUGGCGGUGCCACAAACGCAACACUGAUAGUCUGCAUCAGUUGUGUGUCUGCGGCAUGUUGGUCUCGGAUUUGGAGAGAAGAUCGUAUUCACACUUGUAACCCGUCACUGGCUGCAGGAUGUUCUUGACUCUUGCACUUUUGCGAAAGGGGAUCCCAGGAAAGCAGUGGAUCGGGAAGUACCGUCGACCACGAGCAGUCACCUGGCAGAUGAAGCGGAAUAUGAUUAAACGUCUGGAACAGGAAGCAGAGAAUGAAUACUGGAUCAGCCGGCCGUUCAUGACGCUGGAACAGGAGCGAGGCCACGCAGCGCAGAGGCGGGAGUGGAUGUGGCAGCAAAUCAAAGCUGCACGACAAGCCACGUUUCCUGAACACAAAUACAUUGCAGACCAUCUCAACCACCUGAAAAUCACCAAGACCUGGCCCAGCUAACCAGAACGUCAAAGACUGGUGGAUCUCAGAGUUUGGAGAGAAAGAUGUAAAUGAAAUGAUAAAAACUCACUGUGUUUGAUUUGAUACAUUCUGCAUUGUACAUCUGUAUGUGUUAUGUCUAUAAAUGAUUUCUAAUCAUCA
Molecule: messenger RNA, 628 nt
Organism: Ctenopharyngodon idella (grass carp)
Lineage: Eukaryota; Metazoa; Chordata; Actinopteri; Cypriniformes; Xenocyprididae
Gene: mrpl57
Product: mitochondrial ribosomal protein L57
Exons: 2
Coding region: 176-487 (103 amino acids)
Biological process (GO): mitochondrial translation
Cellular component (GO): mitochondrial ribosome
Molecular function (GO): structural constituent of ribosome
Source: RefSeq, a predicted model, not a curated record